AUAACCACUAUUCAAGAAAGAGAAAAAUCAUUUCACUUCAUCAGCUAUGGAACAACCAGCCAAACCACACGUAACUGUCGCUCCAACUCAACACACUCUUCAAACUCAAAUUCCCACAUCCAAGAAGAGACCUUUCGACUCUCUUUCCAAUUCCACUUCCAAUUACUUCAAGAUUCGUGCCCUAAUUCGUGACCUUCGCCCUCAUUUCAUCCAGGUUCUCCAAACUCCUGACUACAAAAACUGCAAGGCGUCACAUGAAAUUCGAGACAAGCUGAAAACCAUACUGAAGGUAUACAAUGAUCUGAAAGCGGAUGUAGCUUCAGUAGGGAAGCAGCAGCAACCUCAACGUUUCAAGUCGUCGGAGCAGACUCAUGUAGCACGGCAAUCCGUGGCUGAAGAAAGUCAGACAUCCAGCACAUACGUUAUUGGAGGAUCAGCUUUUGGCUGGAAUUUCAUCACUUUUCCAGUCGCCAAUUCCGUCUAUUAUGGUAGGACGAAGGAACAAUUUCGAUCAGAUAAAAUGACCGAGUAAUUCUUUGGUGCCAUGGCGCAGUAAAGGACUUACCACCUGUGCAACCUGUCUGUCCAUUGGAACACCUAUUCAUUGAACCGAAAGUAUUGUGUAUCAGCUUCCUUAAACUUACCUUUUUUUUGGAAGUUCUUUUGGCAGUGUCUGUUAUAUUUUUACUAUUAGUUGCACUUCAUCUUGAAAGCAAAUCAUAUGAUUUUUUUUUUUUACAAAUUUACCGAAAGGUUUUUUCUUGUAUCCUAUGCAAGUUAUCUUGCUCUUUUACAAUGAACUCCUAUUAUAUUAUCCCAUACUAAGAUCAUUUUAGCAGUGUUAUUAUUUACUCUAUACUUUCUUUCUAAUUUCCGGGCUCCUA
This is a messenger RNA of Vicia villosa (hairy vetch), 884 nucleotides long. RefSeq lists its product as uncharacterized. Bases 47 to 532 code for a protein of 161 amino acids. The transcript has 3 exons. The record is from RefSeq and is a predicted model, not a curated record. NCBI's taxonomy places the organism in Eukaryota, Viridiplantae, Streptophyta, Magnoliopsida, Fabales, Fabaceae.